CCAACAAAAACAAUCAUAGCUAUUUAGCUGUGUGUGUGUUAAUAGAAAAAAAGUGGUUUUUGAUUAAUUAAGCAAACACCCAUUAGAAUCAAGAUCAUCUAAAAGCAAAAAGAGCUAAUCUUUUUAAUUCCAAAUCCUCCAAUAUCCAAUACCCAAAUUCCCAAAAUCCCAAAUCCCAAAUACCCAAAAAUAAAAAUGAGACCAAACUUGGCUUCCUUCGGUUCCUCCACAGAUACAGAUACUGCCCCCCCUUUACCCACACAAACCUUCGGACACUAAAAACAAACACUACAGAGAGUGACAGUGAGAGCAAUCCAGAUGGUGGAGACAGAGGCUGAUCUAUGUCCCAUGAUUUUCUUCUCUGUCUCAGAUUAUGUUUGAGGGAUUUCUGGGGUGUUUUAGCCAAAAGGGGUUGUGGGUUUUACUGUAUUAGUUGCUAGAGAAAGUGGUGGUGGUCGGCGGCGGAGGAUAAACUCUUGUGGUGGUUAUUAUGAACAACAGUGGCGGUGGUGGUGAGGAUGGGAGUAGGACUGUAGUUUUAGGUGGAACAGCAAGUGGAAUGAUGGGGAUGAAUAGGUCACCUUUCACAGUGUUACAGUGGCAGGAGCUGGAACUUCAGGCUCUGAUCUUCAAAUUUAUGAUGGCAGGUCAGCCUGUUCCACCUGAACUUGUACUCCUUAUUCAGAAGAGCUUCGAGUCCAUUUCUCAUAGGUUCUUCCAUCAUCCCACCAUGGCUUAUUGUUCCUUCUACGGGAAGAAGGUGGACCCCGAGCCUGGUAGAUGCAGGAGGACUGAUGGAAAGAAAUGGAGAUGCUCCAAAGAUGCAUACCCAGACUCCAAAUACUGUGAGCGCCACAUGCAUCGUGGCCGCAACCGUUCAAGAAAGCCUGUGGAAUCUCAAACCAUGACACAGUCGUCGUCCACUGUGACAUCUCUUACUGCUACCGGAAGUAGCAGCACCGGAACUGGAAGCUUCCAUGGUCUUCCAUUGAAUGCCUUGAGCAAUUCCCAAACCACUACCACUGGGACCAGUCAGCCUCAUUAUCCCUUGGACUCCAUUCCCUAUGGGAUCCCAAGCAAAGAUUAUAGGUAUCUUCAAGGGCUUAGACCUGAAGCUGGAGUGCAUAGUUUCUUUUCCGAGGCAUCAGGAAGCAGCAGGGCUGUUCAAAUGGAUGCACCGAUUGACAACACAUGGCCAAUGAUGUCAUCCAGAUCCCCAUCUAUCCCGACAUCGAAAUCAACUGAAAACUCAAUCUUCCAAAGUGGAUACGCGCAGCAUUCGUUCUUUGGUGGGGAAUAUGCAUCUGGGGAAACUCUGAAACAAGAGGGCCAAUCUCUUCAGCCACUCUUUGACGAAUGGCCGAGAACUAGGGAGUCAUGGACUGGACUCGACGAUGAAAGAUCCAAUCAAACUUCCUUCUCCACAACACAGCUCUCCAUAUCAAUUCCAAUGGCUUCGUCUGACUUGUCGACCACAAGUUCAAAAUCUCCCCAUGAUAAUUGAUGAAAGCCGCAUGAUGCUUUGAGAAAAUUUUCAAGUUUUAUCUCUCAACUUCGAUGCCUGUAUUUUGAAAGCUAGUCGUUCACUUUCGGUAUAUGUGAGCAACCAUGUAGAUGGAGAAUUCUGUUGUAUUCUUGUCUUGUUUUCCCUUUCCUGCUCUGUUUUUAUGGGUAUCAAAAACUCGGUUAUGUGCAGACAAUUGAAGAAGCUGAAGGUGAAUGUUGUUAUUAGGCUUAGAAUAAUACAAAACUAUGAUUUGAAAGUCUAGAUAAAAGUAAGAUUAUAAUGAGGAUGACAACAAAUGGAUAUUUCUAGUUA
Messenger RNA from Cucumis melo (muskmelon), 1819 nucleotides. Its product is annotated as growth-regulating factor 4-like. Lineage: Eukaryota; Viridiplantae; Streptophyta; Magnoliopsida; Cucurbitales; Cucurbitaceae. Gene Ontology annotation, molecular function: ATP binding. The record is from RefSeq and is a predicted model, not a curated record. The transcript is spliced from 4 exons. Gene Ontology annotation, cellular component: nucleus. Gene Ontology annotation, biological process: developmental process; DNA-templated transcription; regulation of DNA-templated transcription. Bases 491 to 1504 code for a protein of 337 amino acids.